CUUGAUUAAUUUACUUUACGUGCUAUACAGACCAUGUUGUCCCUAGUGUUGAUCUCCUUCGCUAGCCCAUAAAAUUCAUACCUAUUUAUUCACGCUACCAAUAGUAUUUAGUACUCAACCUUUUCGUCUCUGUUUUUCUUUUUUUAUUGGAAUUAGACAAGAAUCAAACAGGAAUGAUUAUUGAUAAAACAUCCAUAUUACUUGCACGUGAAAUCCAAUAUAUCCCAAAAAUCCAAAUGUAUUAGCAGGACGGCUGGUACAUGCCGUGGGAAAAACCAAUGCAGUUUUGUCAGAUAUUACUUGACUUCUUCAUGUUGACUAUUCUUUGAGAAAUUUUAAGUCUUCUUUCUAUAUAGUUAUAAAAAAAUAAACUGGUUUAUCAUAAUUUUAAGAGAAACAAUAUUUUUGAUUCACAAUGGGAACUUCAGUUACUAUAGCUUCAUUUCUUCUGUUCAUUUUGUAUAUUCUUUGUGCUGAUGGUGUAAAUGGGUACCUAAAGUACAAUACUGGAGGUGGUAUUGUUGAAGGCAAAUUGAAUGUUCAUUUGGUUGCUCAUUCACAUGAUGAUGUUGGCUGGUUAAAGACCAUUGAUCAGUACUAUGUUGGAUCAAAUAAUAGCAUUCAGGGUGCCUGUGUUGAAAAUGUGCUGGACUCUGUUGUUAUGUCAUUACGACGUGACCCGAAUAGGAAGUUUGUCUUUGCUGAAAUGGCAUUUUUCCAUCGGUGGUGGAUAAGGCAAAGUCCAGACAUUCAAGGAGAAGUGAGAAAUCUUGUGGCUUCUGGUCAGCUGGAAUUCGUAAAUGGUGGUUGGUGUAUGCACGAUGAAGCGACUUGCCAUUACAUAGAUAUGAUUGAUCAGACAACACUAGGCCAUCAAUUGAUAAAGGAUGAAUUCAAUAUCACUCCUCGUGCAGGAUGGCAGAUCGAUCCAUUUGGACACUCUGCUGUGCAAGCUUAUCUUCUUGGGGCUGAGGUAGGAUUUGAUUCUGUUCAUUUUGCGCGAAUUGACUAUCAAGACAGAGCAAAACGUACGGAGGAUAAAGCUCUUGAGGUUAUAUGGCGUGGUUCAAGAACAUUUGGUUCUUCCUCCCAGAUAUUUACCAAUGCAUUUCCUGUAAAUUAUGGUCCACCAAAUGGUUUCCAUUUUGAAGUGAAUGAUGAUUUUGUUCCAGUCCAGGACGAUCCUCUUAUCUUUGACUUCAAUGUUGAUAUACGGGUUAAUGACUUUAUCAAUGCUGCAAUCACUCAAGCAAAUGUAACACGUACCAAUCACAUUAUGUGGACCAUGGGAAAUGACUUCAAAUACCAAUAUGCUGAAUCGUGGUUCAAAGAAAUGGAUAAAUUAAUUCACUAUGUCAACAAGGAUGGUCGAGUUAAUGCAUUGUACUCUACUCCGUCAAUUUAUGUAGAUGCAAAACAUGCAACAAAUGAAUCUUGGCCUCUAAAAACUGAUGAUUACUUUCCAUAUGCUGAUAGCGAAAAUGCUUAUUGGACUGGUUUCUUUACCAGUCGACCAGCUUUAAAGCGAUAUGUUCGUAUGCUAAGUGGAUAUUAUCUGGCUGCUCGCCAGCUUGAAUUCUUAACUGGGAGGAAAUCAAAUGGCUUCAACACAUUUAGCUUGGGAGAUGCUCUAGGAAUUACACAACACCAUGAUGCUGUGACUGGUACUGCUAAACAACAUACAACUGAUGACUAUGCAAAACGCUUGGCUAUUGGAGCUUCUGAAUCAGAAGCUGUCGUGAAUUCUGCUCUAUCAUGCCUGGUUAAUUCAACAUCAGGUCCAUGUUCUACCACUUCAUCAUCAUUCAAUCAGUGUCAACUGCUGAAUAUAAGUUAUUGUCCACCAACUGAAGAAGAUAUUACUGAGGGGAAGAAUUUGGUCGUUGUGGCAUACAAUCCUCUUGGAUGGAAUCGAACUGAUAUCAUCAAGAUCCCGGUCAACAGUGCUAAUCUUAUUGUAAAAGAUUCCAUGGGAAAUCUGGUCGAGGCACAAUUUAUAGAGUUGGAUAAUAUUACCAGCAACUUGAGAAAGUUUUAUGUUGAGGCAUAUCUAGGAAUAUCACCCAAACAAGCUCCCAAAUCUUGGCUCUUCUUUCGAGUGUCUGUGCCACCUCUUGGCUGGAAUACUUAUUUUAUAUCUAAAGCAUCGCAGAACGGGAGCUCCACUGGCUAUUUUACAAAGAUGAACGUUCGGCUGAACGAGACUGUUGAAAUUGGACCAGGGAACUUGAAGGCGUCCUUUUCCUCAAAUACCGGUCAACUUAAACAUCUAUAUAAUUCUAAAACAGGGGUUGAUGUACCUGUACAACAAAGCUAUCUUUGGUAUGGAUCAAGUGUCACCGUUGAUCAGGAUUCUGGUGCCUACAUUUUCAGACCUGAUGGAUCACCGCCAGUCAUAGUUGCAAAAUCACAGGUUCCAAUAAAGGUUAUGCGUGGACCCCUGGUCGAUGAAAUUCACCAGAAAUUCAACUCAUGGAUAUCUCAGGUAAUUAGGAUUUACAAAGACAAAGAACACGUUGAACUCGAAUUCACUAUUGGUCCCAUACCGACAGAAGAUAGUGUUGGAAAGGAGGUCAUUACCAAAAUGACAGCAAAUAUGGCCACUGAUAAAGUGUUGUACACUGACUCUAAUGGGAGGGACUUUCUAAAAAGAGUUAGAGAUCACAGAGCUGAUUGGGACCUCCAAGUUACUCAACCUGUUGCAGGGAACUAUUAUCCAGUGAAUCUUGGAAUGUACAUAACAGAUAACAAAUCAGAAUUGUCUGUUUUGGUGGAUCGUGCAACAGGAGGAGCCAGCAUUAAAGAUGGAGAAAUAGAACUCAUGCUGCAUAGGCGCUUGAUCUAUGAUGAUAGUAGAGGAGUGGGUGAAGCCCUUGAUGAGACUGUUUGUGUGGGGGAUACAUGUGAGGGACUCACGGUUCGAGGGAACUACUAUCUAGGGAUUCAUAAAAAUGGCGAUGGUUCAAAAUGGCGCAGAACAACUGGCCAAGAAAUUUAUUCACCUCUUGUUUUAGCUUUUGGACAUGAGAAUCAGGAAGAAUGGAAAGCUUCUCAUUUAACCAAAGCCACCACCAUGAAUCCCAAUUAUAAUUUACCUCCUAAUGUUGCACUGAUUACUCUCCAGGAAUUGGAUAAUGGUGGUGUACUUCUCCGUUUGGCUCAUCUAUAUGAGGCUGGUGAAGAUGUUGAUUAUUCGACGAUUACCAAGGUUCAACUGAAGGAGAUGUUUGCUGGAAAAAGGAUAAAGGCAAUCAAGGAAACAAGCUUAUCUGCGAAUCAAGGCAAGAAUGAGAUGAAGAAGAUGAGUUGGAAUAUAGAACAUGACAGUGGUAGUGAGUCUGCACCAAUAAGAGGAGGUCCAGUAGACAUGUCUAGCCUUGUAGUCGAGCUUGGUCCCAUGGAGAUACGGACUUUUGUUGUUAAAUUUUGAAAAGAAAAUUACUCUUUUCUACCCAAGAAGUUAAAGAGAACUGGUUCAUGGAGCCAAUAAUAGUUCUUUUCAGUCGAUUUCUUCAUAAAUUUGAUGUCUGCUAAAAAAAGCAAAUCUGUAUUCUGGAAAAUAAUUGGAGGAAAACAUUUUCCUCUGCUAUAGAAGGUGAUCAAAUGGAUCAUAUGCAAAACUUUGAUAUCCUCUUUAUCAAUUCUAUAUUGUUCUCUUCUGCCUGCUA
Molecule: messenger RNA, 3668 nt
Organism: Lycium ferocissimum
Lineage: Eukaryota; Viridiplantae; Streptophyta; Magnoliopsida; Solanales; Solanaceae
Product: alpha-mannosidase
Exons: 29
Coding region: 416-3430 (1004 amino acids)
Biological process (GO): mannose metabolic process
Molecular function (GO): carbohydrate binding; alpha-mannosidase activity
Source: RefSeq, a predicted model, not a curated record